Brassica rapa (field mustard) is the source of this 1696-nucleotide messenger RNA. RefSeq names its product 6-phosphogluconate dehydrogenase, decarboxylating 1, chloroplastic. Gene Ontology annotation, molecular function: phosphogluconate dehydrogenase (decarboxylating) activity; NADP binding. The record is from RefSeq and is a predicted model, not a curated record. NCBI's taxonomy places the organism in Eukaryota, Viridiplantae, Streptophyta, Magnoliopsida, Brassicales, Brassicaceae. Gene Ontology annotation, biological process: pentose-phosphate shunt.
CAUCGACGAGCCCCGUCUCUUUCACUGUAUAAAAAUAUCUCUCCUCCAACAAUCUCUCUCUCUCAUCACUCUCAUUUCACUUUCUCCAUCUCUCUCUCUACACUCUCUUCUCCAAUGGAGUCCGCCGCUCUCUCCCGCAUCGGCCUCGCCGGUCUCGCCGUAAUGGGCCAGAACCUCGCCUUGAACAUCGCCGAGAAAGGCUUCCCAAUCUCCGUCUACAACCGGACCACCUCCAAAGUCGACGAGACCCUAGAUCGCGCCGCCGUCGAAGGAAACCUCCCGGUCUCCGGCCAAUACUCCCCGCGCGACUUCGUCCUCUCGCUCCAACGCCCUCGUUCCCUCAUCAUCCUCGUCAAAGCCGGAGCCCCCGUCGACCAGACCAUCGCUGCCUUCUCCGAGUACAUGGAGCCCGGAGACUGCAUCAUCGACGGAGGAAACGAGUGGUACCAGAACACAGAGCGACGGAUCUCCGAAGCUGAGCAGAAAGGAUUGCUCUACUUGGGGAUGGGAGUCUCCGGCGGCGAGGAAGGGGCUCGUAACGGUCCCUCGCUGAUGCCAGGAGGGUCGUUUCAGGCGUAUGAUAACAUCAAAGACAUCUUGGGGAAAGUGGCGGCUCAGGUUGAGGACGGGCCUUGCGUUACUUACAUCGGAGAAGGCGGAUCUGGAAACUUCGUGAAGAUGGUUCAUAAUGGGAUUGAGUAUGGAGAUAUGCAGCUUAUCUCUGAGGCUUACGACGUGUUGAAGAACGUUGGUGGGUUGAGCAACGAGGAGCUUGCGGAGAUCUUCACGGAGUGGAACCGAGGUGAGCUCGAGAGUUUCUUGGUUGAGAUUACUUCCGAUAUCUUUAGGGUUAAGGAUGAGUUUGGUGAUGGAGAGUUGGUGGAUAAGAUUUUGGAUAAGACUGGUAUGAAAGGGACCGGGAAAUGGACUGUUCAGCAGGCGGCGGAGCUCUCUGUGGCGGCGCCGACGAUUGCUGCUUCGUUGGACUGUCGGUACUUGAGCGGGUUGAAAGAUGAGAGGGAGAAUGCUGCUAAAGUGUUGAGAGAAGCUGGGUUGAAGGAAGAGAUUGGUUCUGCGUCGAGCGGGAUCGAUAAGAAGAGGUUGGUUGAUGAUGUUAGACAAGCUCUCUACGCUUCGAAGAUAUGUAGUUACGCGCAAGGGAUGAAUCUGCUUAGAGCUAAGAGCUUAGAGAAGAGCUGGAACUUGAACUUCGGUGAGUUGGCUAGGAUUUGGAAAGGAGGGUGUAUCAUAAGGGCGGUGUUCUUGGAUAGGAUCAAGAAAGCUUACCAGAGGAACCCGGAUUUGGCGAGCCUUGUGGUUGAUCCUGAGUUUGCUAAAGAGAUGGUUCAGAGACAAGCUGCUUGGAGGAGAGUCGUGGGUUUGGCUGUCUCUGCUGGGAUAAGCACCCCUGGAAUGUGCGCGAGUCUUGCGUAUUUCGACACUUAUAGGCGUGCGAGAUUGCCGGCGAAUCUGGUGCAGGCGCAGAGAGAUCUAUUUGGAGCUCAUACUUACGAGAGGACUGAUCGUUCUGGUGCGUACCACACGGAGUGGACUAAGCUUGCUAGGAAGAGCAAUUGAGGUUAUUUGUAUUCGUGGAACCGUUGUCUUGCUUAUGGUGGUUUUGUUAAACCCAAAUUGUUUCGAGAGCAUUUUGUUAAGAUUUCGAAAAUAAGAAAUGCACUACAUUGAUCUUUGU